Messenger RNA from Otolemur garnettii (small-eared galago), 1983 nucleotides. It is a transcript of the gene SLC7A7, whose product is annotated as solute carrier family 7 member 7. The record is from RefSeq and is a predicted model, not a curated record. Bases 55 to 1590 code for a protein of 511 amino acids. Gene Ontology annotation, molecular function: basic amino acid transmembrane transporter activity; L-amino acid transmembrane transporter activity. Gene Ontology annotation, cellular component: membrane. Lineage: Eukaryota; Metazoa; Chordata; Mammalia; Primates; Galagidae. Gene Ontology annotation, biological process: amino acid transmembrane transport. The transcript has 10 exons.
AAAGGACAGGGCGAUGCCAGGAAACUGGUGAAGGUUUUCCUCUGCUUUCCCACCAUGGUUGACAGCAUUAAGUAUGAAGUGGCCUCUCAGCAUGAGGCGGAUGCCACCCCUUUGGCUGAAGAGGCCAGCCCAGGGUCCGAGCAGGUGAAGCUGAAGUCGGAGAUCUCGCUGGUUAAUGGUGUGUGCCUGAUCGUGGGAAACAUGAUUGGCUCGGGCAUCUUUGUCUCCCCCAAAGGUGUACUCAUGUACAGUGCCUCUUUUGGCCUUUCCCUGGUCAUCUGGGCUGUUGGGGGCCUCUUCUCUGUCUUUGGGGCCCUCUGUUAUGCGGAACUGGGCACCACCAUCAAGAAAUCUGGGGCCAGCUAUGCCUAUAUCCUGGAGGCCUUCGGGGAAUUCCUUGCUUUCAUCAGACUCUGGACCUCCCUGCUCAUCAUCGAGCCCACCAGUCAGGCCAUCAUUGCCAUCACCUUUGCCAACUACCUGGUGCAACCCUUCUUCCCGAGCUGCUUCGCACCCUAUGCUGCCAGUCGCCUUCUGGCAGCUGCCUGCAUCUGUCUGUUAACCUUCAUUAACUGUGCCUAUGUCAGGUGGGGAACCCUGGUACAAGACAUUUUCACAUAUGCCAAAGUAUUGGCACUGAUCGCAGUCAUCAUUGCAGGCAUUGUUAAACUCGGCCAGGGAGCCUCAACUCAUUUUGAGGAUUCCUUUAAAGAUUCAUCAUUUGCAAUGGGUGACAUUGCCUUGGCACUGUACUCAGCUUUGUUCUCUUACUCGGGCUGGGACACCCUCAACUAUGUCACUGAAGAGAUCAAGAAUCCUGAGAGGAACCUGCCGCUCGCCAUUGGCAUUUCCAUGCCCAUCGUCACCAUCAUAUACAUCUUGACCAAUGUGGCCUAUUAUACGGUGCUAGACAUGAGGGACAUCUUGGCCAGUGAUGCUGUUGCUGUGACUUUUGCAGACCAGAUUUUUGGAAUAUUCAAUUGGACAAUUCCACUGGCAGUUGCAUUAUCCUGUUUUGGUGGCCUCAAUGCCUCCAUUGUGGCUGCUUCUAGGCUUUUCUUUGUGGGCUCAAGAGAAGGCCAUCUCCCUGAUGCCAUCUGCAUGAUCCACGUUGAGCGAUUCACUCCAGUUCCUUCUCUGCUUUUUAAUGGUAUCAUGGCACUGAUCUACUUGUGUGUGGAGGACAUCUUCCAGCUCAUUAACUACUACAGCUUCAGCUACUGGUUCUUUGUGGGGCUCUCUAUUGUGGGUCAGCUUUACCUGCGCUGGAAGGAGCCAGAUCGACCUCGUCCCCUCAAGCUCAGUAUUUUCUUCCCCAUUGUCUUCUGCCUCUGCACCAUCUUCCUGGUGGCUGUUCCACUUUACAGUGACACCAUCAACUCCCUCAUCGGCAUAGCCAUUGCCCUCUCAGGCUUGCCCUUUUACUUCUUCGUCGUCAGAGUGCCAGAACACAAACGGCCUCUUUGCCUCCGAAGGAUUGUGGCAUCUACCACAAAGUACCUCCAGGUCCUAUGUAUGUCAGUUGCUGCAGAAAUGGAUUUGGAAGGGGAAGGAGAGAUGCCCAAACAAAGAGAUCCCAAGUCUAACUAAAUGUCAUCUGGAAUCCUGAGAUGUGGAAAGCAGGGGCUUCUUAUCUUCCACCGGUUGGAGCUAAGGAAGUUAAAAAAGGAAAGCUCACUUCUUUGGAGGCAGCUGUCCAGAAGCCCUUUCAAGGCAGCUUCAACCUUUGAACUUACUUUUUGAGAGAUGGAAAGUAACUUAUUUGUUUUGCUAUGCUAUGUAUUGUUCCAGACUUUUUAAAAGGGAUGAUAAAGCAGACUGUGGUGGGAGUAUGUCAGAUGCUGGCUUGUUCUAGUAGCACCUCUGGAUGAGCCUACCCACUCCUCUUUCCCUUUAAAAGGCCCACAAUGCUCAAACUUCUUGUCUCCUUUAGAGAGACAAAACUGUCACAAAUGCUUGACAAUAAAGGGUUAUGUUUCUAAA